ACAUCCAUUUUCCUUUUCCUUUUUAGCUUCUCUUUUUCUCUUCCCCUUCUUCUCUCUUUCUUUCAUCCUUAUACGUAAAAACUCAAACCCAACUCCAUUUUUCUUCUCUCUCUCUCUCUCUCUGCAACUCUCUAAUGGACUCCAUUUUUACCUCUUAGUUCAGUUUUCAGGUUCUGAAGGCUUAAAAUUAUCCCCAUUUUUCCUUCUCAAUUUUGCUUUACCAAAUUCAAACUCUCAAACAUAAAAAGGUUAAGCAAAAAAGAAAUUUGACAGAAUGAUCGGAAAUAACUUCGUCGAUGAGAUAGAUUGCGGUAGUUUCUUCGACCAAAUCGACGACCUUCUCGAUUUUCCGGUGGAGGAUGUCGACGCCGGCUUGCCUCCGGCAAAGGGCGGUGACUCGGCCAACUCAUUUCCAACCAUUUGGCCAACUCACUCCGAGUCACUACACGGUUCCGACUCGGUCUUCUCCUCCAAUAGUAACUCCGAUUUGUCGGCCGAGCUCUCUGUUCCGUAUGAGGACAUCGUUCAACUGGAAUGGCUUUCAAACUUUGUUGAGGAUUCAUUCUGUGGUGGAAGCCUUACAAUGAACAAAGAAGAGAGGAAGGAUUUAACUCAUAACCAAUUCCAAACCUCAAGCCCAGUUUCUGUUCUUGAAAGCAGCAGUUCUUGCUCUAGUGACAAGAGCCUCCAGCCCCGCAGCCCUGAACCGACGGUGGCCACUCCAGGUCACCAGCGUGGCCGUGCACGUAGCAAACGCCCUCGCCCUGCAACCUUCAGUCCCCGGCCCCCAAUUCAGCUCAUUUCCCCUGCCUCCUCCGUCUCCGAAACAAACACCCCUGAUCAGGCAUUGCAGCUUGUUCCAAAGGCGGCCCCCUCAGACACCGAGAACUUUGCCGAGUCCCGUCCUUUGAUCAAAAUACCAAAACACGGCGCUGCCUCGGGAAUGCAGAAGAUCAAGAACAAGAAAAUCAAGUUGUCUUUUUCACUCGCCACCCCAUCGGAGGCCGGGAACCAAAACUCACCAUCCACACAAUCAGUAAGAAAAUGUAUGCAUUGUGAGAUAACCAAAACUCCUCAAUGGAGAGCGGGACCAAUGGGGCCAAAAACUCUUUGCAAUGCCUGCGGUGUUCGGUAUAAGUCCGGUAGACUUUUCCCCGAGUACCGACCAGCAGCGAGUCCAACAUUCAUCCCAUCGUUGCACUCGAAUUCCCACAAGAAGGUGCUCGAAAUGAGAAACAAGAUCGACGAGAAUACAGCUGCAAUCACCAUAAGCGUGCAACCGGAGCUGAUUCCAAACACAAACAGCGCAAUUUCAAUGGAUUACAUAUGAAGAAGUAAGAAGGUCGAUGUCGAGAACCAAAUCCCAGGGGAGGGAUUGGAUGUCAUGAAAGAUCAGAGGGUCAGAGGGUCCAUUUGUGUGUGGUUGUUUAUGUUUAGUAUGAAAUAGUUUUUCUUUCUUUUUAGGUGGUUGUCUUUCUUUGUACAGAGAUGGAUGUGGGGGCAACUUGGGAAAACUUAGGAACCUUUUCAUUAGAUGACAAAGUAAGUAGCAGAAGAAGAGAAAACUAAGAACUGAUUAUGGACUUCGAGACAUCAAAACUUUUAAGCUUAGAUUUCAGUUUUAGUGUUGUUUAGGUGCUCAUUGUCUGUUGUCUUAUGUUGUCUCUCUUCUUCUUUCUUUUGCAAUUCUUUUUUUUUUUUUUCCCUUUUUAAUUUCUUGGUAAUUCUUUUUGCAGUUCAUUUGUAGUCGAAAUUCUGAGCUUUUAAGUAAUGAAAUUUCAGGUUAUUUUGCUUCUUGA
This is a messenger RNA of Benincasa hispida (wax gourd), 1799 nucleotides long. Its product is annotated as GATA transcription factor 8-like. The record is from RefSeq and is a predicted model, not a curated record. Gene Ontology annotation, biological process: positive regulation of DNA-templated transcription; cell differentiation. Gene Ontology annotation, cellular component: nucleus. Gene Ontology annotation, molecular function: zinc ion binding; sequence-specific DNA binding. Lineage: Eukaryota; Viridiplantae; Streptophyta; Magnoliopsida; Cucurbitales; Cucurbitaceae.